This is a messenger RNA of Entelurus aequoreus (snake pipefish), 2959 nucleotides long. Its product is annotated as leucine-rich repeat-containing protein 41-like. The transcript is spliced from 11 exons. NCBI's taxonomy places the organism in Eukaryota, Metazoa, Chordata, Actinopteri, Syngnathiformes, Syngnathidae. The record is from RefSeq and is a predicted model, not a curated record. Bases 449 to 1897 code for a protein of 482 amino acids.
GAGCGUGUUGCCUGGUACAGUCUGUGUACUAAAAGCCAUGAAGUUGUCGGCAGCAAUAAUGAGUAUGCACACAAAUAAUUGUAUCAUGACUUUAAACGCCAUGUGUCUCAACGCGGUCAGUGAACAGUUGGAUGUUUUGGGGUCAACAGCGAUACUUGCGAUUGACGGCGCGACGAAGGACUUCACCAGAUCAUCCGUGCGGUGGGUCUGCAAGCAUCGGCUAGGCGUCUGCUAGCAUCGGCUAGGCGUCUGCUAUCCGAGUCUUCCGGAGAAACUUCUAAGAGAGCUUCUUCCCUAUUUGGAUGUGAUCCAGCUGGACGAGCUUCAAGCAGGCCUCAACCUCAAAGGAAUAUCCACGCUCUCUUCAUGGGUGGAACUCUCCCGGCGAUUGCAAGGCAGGGGCAAAAAGUCCCAGGUUCACACGGAGCAAGACGUGAAACAAGCAGUCAUGGAGCAGAUAUUUGCCACCGUCAUCAACGACUGGCACCUUUCUUCCACUGUUUGGAAGCAUUUAAACACCUCAACCUUGUUUUUGGCGGCAGCUAAAAGCAUCAACUCCCUGACACUGUCCUCCAAGCACAACUUUGAGGUCAACUUUGUAAGCAAAUGUCGACAGACGCCCGUUCUCAGCGUUCUAGAGAAGACGGUGACUAAACUCACAUUGUGGUUGGAGAAGACUGAGCCCAGGGAGAAGGAGGAAUUACUGAUGGGCAUCAUCCAUCGCCUGGUGCAACACGGCGUCACCAAACAUGUCAUUCUACGCACCUGUGAAGAUAGCCUCUUAUCUAAAGUGCUGUUGGCUGGAGGAUGUCUGAGCGGGGAACGCACCCGCGAUGAUGAAGAAGAGGACAAAGAAGGCCCCCCGGCAAAGAAGCACAAAUACGUUUUUUGUGAAAAAGUCCCGACUUACACCGAGUGUUCGAAAAGAGCCUUUGAACAUCUGGAACUGGUGGACUGUUCAUCCAGUCUCUACUGGAAGCUGACGGAAACACUUCCUUCGUGCUCCAACCUGACGUCUCUGACGCUGCGCAGCCACAAAGGCUUUUCAUUUCUGGACGUGAUGUUCCUCGCCCGGGCGCUGAAGGCCCGAUGCUCCCACGUGUCCCUCAGACGUCUGUCCAUCGAAACGCUGAAAUGCCCGUCGCUGCUGACCGACCUGUUGCACGCCUGCCCCCGGCUGACGGAGCUCAACGUGACAUUUGAGAGCUUCUCUGCGGACAAUCAGCCGCUGACGGGCGACACGGGUGAACUUCCGCUGAAGCGCCUGUCAGUCAAACUGACCCAGCAGCUGGCCACGCCCACCUUCCUCUUGCCCGUGCUGAGACGCUGCCCCUGCCUGGCCAGGCUUCACGUACAAGCCGUGCGCCUGCAGAGCCAGCACUCUCACAAGCAACUCCUCAGCAUGCUGUCAGAGUGCAAUGGCCGCCUGACAUGUCUCCACCUGGAGAACCUCAACAUGUCGGAUUGUCUGCACCAGAUCCUAAACGUGGUGCGAGCGUGCAAGCUGGAAGAGCUCCGCCUCCACGACUGCCGCCUCCUGGAGCAGGAGAGCAAUAAGCAGGAGUCUUUGCGGCUUCUGGUCAGCGCCCUGAAGGCGACGCCGUCCCUGCGCAAGCUCAUGUUGUCCCAGAACCGCCUUGCCCGCGACGUGCACGUGCUGGCGGAACUUUUCUCCGGACCAACGCCGAGCUCGGUGGAGCACCUGGAUGUUCGCCUCAACUCCAUCAACUCGGUGGACCUGAUGCACUUCGCCGAGGCUAUGACGGCGUGUCCCCCGCCGCGCCAUCUCACCCUCGACCUCAGGGAAAACCUGGGGGACCAUGACAAAGACGAAUGGAAUGCCGCGCUGGACAAGCUCCGCCCACUCUGUCAGACGUUGGUCAACUGCAACAUGUAACAAGGCGAGGAGUCAGCAUCAUUCAAUAAAAGCAUGUUGUCUCUUGCUCAGAUAACAACUGAACACACAUCUUCCUCACUCCUCAUCUUCUUCAUCGUAGCUCGGAGUAAGUAGGGAUGAUGUUUGAUAAGGAAUUAUCGAGUUCGAGCCCAUUAUCGAAUCCUCUUAUCGAACCGAUUCCUUAUCGAUUCUCUUAUGGAGUCCAGAUAGGUUGUUGUAUAUGGAAAAAAACACACAAUAUUUGGUUUAACAAAAGCUCACCUUUAUUAUAUAAGAAAAAAAUAAAAUCUAAUAAAUAAACAAAUAUUGACUGUUACCCACCUAAAAAAAUAAAAUAAAUAAAUAUUGACUGUUGUUACCCAAAGUAUAUUAAGUGGGAUUUUUCAGAAAAACAAAUAUAUAAGGUAACACAAAAACAAGCUGUCUCUGUGAUCACUAUAGGUGUAUAAAUAAUAAUAUAGUGUUAAAUAAAAUCAGUCCCUUGGGCACAAAACUGAAAAUAAUACAGCUCUCCAAAAAGUGCACUUCUGCUGCUAUUGGAACAUAACUGUUUGUUAUGAUGCUUUGACAUUUUUGCAUUUUAUUUCUUUAUUGAAAGAACAUUCUAUGAAGGGAAAAGUUGUUUGCAAAUGUGGUUACAAUGCAAAAAAAAUGAAAAGUUAAAGCUAAAAAAAGAAAUACACUUUAUUGAGUUAACAAUUAUUUCUUUAGAGGGGGGAAGAUGUGAUGUCAUGCGCUAGGGAAUAUAACAACUACACUACCCAGCAUGCAACGGGAGUGACGGUAGUGUCGUCACCCGGCAGCUAAGAAUGAGGUUAUGAGCACGCUGUGAAAGUAAAUGUCAAGAACUCAGCCAACACGCCUCGUCUGCAUUAUUUAUAAUUAGACAGACAACACAUAUACAGUGUGAUUUUGUAACGUUUACAAGGAAAGAAAAACAAAAGCUGCGGUUGCUUUAAGAACGUUGUGACAGCUGCCGUAAAGGAGGUGCGUUGCUAGCCUGGUUGCUAUGUUUCCGGUUGGUGGUAAAAGUGUUGGUCAUGUGUUUGUACCCUGCUCAAA